Closterium sp. Naga37s-1 is the source of this 14370-nucleotide messenger RNA. The record is from the annotation of a GenBank genome assembly. Lineage: Eukaryota; Viridiplantae; Streptophyta; Zygnematophyceae; Desmidiales; Closteriaceae.
AUGUCUCGAGUCGUAACUGACGGAGACUUGAGUCCGCAGCGCCAUUUUCCGCGAAACCGCGGACCUGCUUACGUGGCCGCUCCUCGCGGAAUCCAAUACCCGGAGGAUUUAAUAUCCCCGACCAACGCGGGUGUCGCACCCGGCCGAGCGGGCGAACAUGUGCGACGGCCAGCCGGUCGCACGCCGAUUCGCACGGUGCAGGAGGGCCAUCAGCUUACGGAAGGCGACGAUUUCGCAGACAACCGAGGCGGCGGCCAGAGGAGAAUAACAAUCCCCGCCGGGGGUGGCGGCGGGGGAGGCGGCGGAUAUCACGGAAGCACGUCGCCGCUGCGCAAUGCCAUACAUGGGCGGUCCGAGAGCCACUCGGGGGAGUCGGGGGAGCGGGGAGGCCGCGCGGAGCACGCGGGGGACCUUCAGCCGCGGCGAGCGGCGAGCUCCAACGAGGCGGGGUACGGCCGGCCGGCCGCGCUUCGCCUGGACGCCGACAUGAUCAAGGCCGGCAGGAAGCCCUCUCCCCUCGCCAUGUUCCCCCUCCCCCAUUCCGCCUCCCGUUCCCUUCUCAUUCCCCUGCGCUUAUGUGCAACUCACUCCUCCGCUUAUUCCACCCGUCUGCCUAAUCCCUCCCCCCUGCGCCCGUCUCCUCUCCCCUCCGCCAAUGUUCUCCGCCCUGCGCCCAUCCCCUGCGCGCGCCAGGACUCGCUGAGUCCCCGCCGCAUGGGAAAGGUCGCCACGCCCUCCGCGCAGCCCAGCGGCGCCGCUGCCCGCGCAGGGGGGGGCGGCGGGGGGCCCGGGGGCGGAGGCAUCGGGGGAAGCUUCCAGGCGUCGCGGGGGGAGGCGGAGCACAUGCGGCGGGUGGCGGAGCUGAUGGAGGCGGUGCGGGAGAACGACGUUGACCUGGUCAACGUGGUCCUGCAGGAGGCACCGUCCCGCACCGCGCUGCUCAACACUGUUUAUCCAGCCUCGCAGCGCACGGCGCUGCACGAGGCCGUGGUGGCGUCAAGCACGGAGGCAGCGGGCGCGCUCCUUGAGUGGGGCGCUGACCCUGACGGCGGGCAGUCCGCGCAGAUGCCGCCCAUCAUGUACGCGGUGCAGACGGGCAACGACAAGAUGGUCACGCUGCUGCUAUCGCACGGGGCGGACAUCAACGCACAGGACGCCAAGCAGUACACCGCGCUGCACUACGCCUGCGCUGCCGGCCACAGGUGUGUUGCUGCUCCUCACGGGGCGGACAUCAACGCGCAGGACGCCAAGCAGUACACCGCGCUGCACUGCGCUUGUGCUGCUGGCCACAGGGGCAUAAUCAAGCUGCUACUAGUAGCGGGCGCCAACAUGUAUGCGCGCAACCGCGACGGGCUCUACCCGCAGCAGCUGGCGUCAACGGACCGCAUCCGCACGCUCUUCCGCAAGCUGCACGAGCAUGAUCAGCGCCACUGCUCCUCUUCCCUCCCCGCCCCUGCCCACCCACCCCCCGCCCUCUCCCCACCUCUCCCCCACCCACAACCCCCCAGGGGAAUCAUUAAGCUGCUGCUGGUAGCGGGCGCCAACAUGUAUGCGCGCAACCGCGAUGGUCUCUACCCACAACAACUCGCCUCAACCGAUCGCAUCCGCACGCUCUUCCGCAAGCUGCACGAAUACCACCAGCGCCACGGGCUCGUGGGGGACGGGGACGGCGCGGGGGCGGGCGGAGGGGGCGCGGGGGGAGGGGGAGGGGGAGGGGGAAGGGGGGGGUUGAGAGGGUCGCCGCCGAUCUCCCCUGGGACGUCGGGGAGGAUGAGUCCCAGGGAUGUGGGCGGGAUGGUGGAUGAUGGGUGGGAUGACGAAGUUCACAUUGCUCUGUCCCCCUCUACUGUGUUCCCUCUGUUUGCUCCACUCGCUUUUCCUUCCCCAGUUACUAGCUUCUCACGGCGUUGCAUUCACUUCACUUGCCCGAUUUGUUCAACCCAUCUCCCUGCCCACCCUCCAUCUGCUCCUCUGUCCCCCUCUUACCCUCCCCCCCUGUCCCCCCUGCCUCCCUAUCUUCACUGCCUCUCCUUCCUUCCCGUCCUGAGUUCCUGCCCUCCCGGCUCCUACCCCCUGCCCCCCCCUGCCCCUCUCCCCUGCCUCCCUGCCCCUUCCUCUGUCCCUGCUUUCAGCAGCUCAUCUCCCUCGCUCCCUCGUGUCCCCCCUGCCCCUCCCCCCUGCCCCUCCCCCCUGCCCCUCCCCCCUGCCCCUCCCCCCUGCCCCUCCCUACUGCCUCUCCCCUGCACCCCUGCCUCCCUGUCUACCCCCCUCCCCCCAGUGCCCAACGGGUCGUCAGUCCAGCAGCUCAUCUCCCCUCGCGCCCUAGCCGCCCGCACGCGUCUGGGCGGCGGCGGCAGCGCGCAGCAGCCGCCCGGGCGGCAGGGGCCGGCAGCGGGGCGGGGCGGCGCCGGCAGCCGGUCCGCUGUGGAGCGAGGGAGCACCCGGGAGGACGAUUGGCUCUCCCAGCCUCACGCUCGGGCGAGGGGAGGCGGCGGGGGAGGGGGAGGCGGAGGGGGAGGGGGAGGAGGAGGGGGUGGGGACGGUGGGGACCACGCUGACGUGGAGAGCCCACGUGAUUUGCUGGACAGCAACGAGCAGAUCUUCCUCCAGGCGUGGGAGAACGACCGUGAUGACGACUCGCCGGCCUUCGCCUGGCCAGGCCCGGGGGGAGCAGCAGGGGGAGGUGGCGGGGGAGGAGCAAGAGGGGGUGGUGGCGGUGCGGGGAAGGACGAGCAUAUGGGGCCGGGAGGGGCUGGGGGAGGGGGAUCGGGGGGAGUAGCAGCAGCGGGACCGGCAGCGUCGUUGGCGCGGAGGCACAUCCGGGACUCGCGGACGCUGUCGGUGGAGUCGGGUGGGCAGCAGUACGCGCGGCGCAUCGUGCAGGCCAACGACAGCAGCCUCUCCGAUGCUGAGGCUGGUAGCUUUGGCGCCCGCAGGCACACCGCAGGUGAGCUGCCUCUCUGUCCUCCCCCUGCUGCCCCGCCCUUUCCUUCCCCUGCUGCCCCUCUUUUCUCUCUGCUCCCGCUGUUCCCCCUGCUCGGCUCUCUCUGGCCCCCCUGCGUCCCUGCUGCCUCGCUGCCCCCCCGGGCUGUCGGUGGAGUCGGGGGGGAGGGGCAGCAGUACGCGCGGCGCAUCGUGCAGGCCAACGACAGCAGCCUCUCCGAUGCUGAACAAGGCAGCUUUGGCACCCGCCGGCACACCGCAGUCUUCUGCGUUCCUCUGCCCGUCUCUCCUGCUCGCCUGCCCACGCGCCCUCUUCCAUUUCUUCCGCUGACUCGUUACUCUUCCCACUCGCAUGUCUGUCUCCCCCGGCCAGCCCCACUCUCAAAGGCGACUCAGAUCGACCCGCGCUUGCAACGGUGCCCUCCGGGCGUGGCCAACCCAGAUCGUUCACGCCUGGCCGCCCAGCCCCGCCCGCGCAACUUCGCUGACUUCCGAGCAGAGCGCCUCGUGGGGCAGGCAGCAGCAGGCGGAGGGGGAGGGGGAGGCGGAGCAGGGGGAGGGGCAGGGGGAGCUGGGGGAGGCGUAUCUGGGGGCGGUGGGCCUGGGACGCCCGGGAGAGGGGGCAUGCGGGGACGGUCCCCCUAUGAUAGUGUGGAUUCCGCUAGCAUGGGGAGGUUGGACCUGGGGGGUGGGGGAGGGAGUAGGCGGGGGUCUUUGGACGGGAAAUCAGGUGGGGGAGGGGCGAGAGGCGUGGUAGACGUGUUUGGGAACCCGUAUGGGGGGAGAGGGGGGCGCGCAGGGGAUGUGGCGGGUGGUGGCGGACGGGCGAGUUCGGAUGAUGAGCGGGAGGACGGCGGGGUUGCGCGGGGCGGGGCGGGGAUGGGCGGGGAGAGGCGGCAGCAUGUGGGGGGCCCGGGGGGGCGCGGGGGGAGGGAGAAUAUGUAUGCAUCGUGGAAUGGGGCUGCGAUGCUGGAGGGAGGGGGGGGAGGGGUGGGGGGGGCGGAGGGUCAUAGCGGGAGGCUGCAUCGUGUUGCUCCUGCUGCAUCCGCUGCAUCUGCGGCGGCAGCAGAGGAUCGGGACGGGGAGGGCGGGAGGCACGGGGACAGCGACAGCGACUCUGGCAGACGGCCACCAAACAGAGCAGCAGCAGCAGCAGCAGCAGGUGGGGGAGGAGCAUCAGGCGCUGCUGCUGGCACUGGUGGGGGCGGAGGGACAGGGGCAGGCGGAGGGGGUUCAGUGGCCGCGUCUCGGUCCCCCUCUGGAAGCGACUCUGCCAGGCGACCCGCCUCUCUGCGGGUGGGGGAGCCUGCAGGCUUUGAGGACGAGGGGGGCGCUGCACAGAAGAAACCACUCACUCCUAGCGGGGGAGGGGCAGGGGGAGGGGGAGCGGGGGGGAGUGGGGGAGGGCGGGCGCGGAGCCCGCUUAGAGGGGGGAGUGGGCAUGAGGAGGGGCGCGGAGGGGGUGGGGGAGGGGGGAGUGGGCGGAUGACGCCCAAGGGGGCGAGAGAGAGGAAAUCGGUGAAGUUUGCGCUGCCGACGGAUGGGGAGGGGGAGAAGAAGGAGAAGGAGGGGGAGAGUGGAGGGGAGGAGAGGAAGGGCGGCGGUGGGAAGGAGGAGGAGAAGAAGGCAGGAGGGCAGGUGCCUGUGUCGCCUAGUAACAGACGAGCAGCAGCAGGCGCUGCAACAGGCAGUGCUGGUGCUAGCGCCAGUGCUAGUGCCAGUGCUAAUUCUAAUGCUGGUGCGAGUGCUAGUGGCAGCGGCAGUGCAAGCACGGGAGCAAGCUCGCCCGCACCUGAGCAGAUAUCAGAGGAAGACCUGAAGCUCAUUCGGCCUGACUGGCGGGAUGCGGCAGCACGGGGCGGGUGCGUGGCGUGUGGGGAGCUGCAGUGCGACUGCCCCACCAACCCCAAUAACCGCGACGAUGCUGCUUCUGGGGGUGGGAAGAAGGGAGGGGACGGGGAGAAGAGGGACGGAGGGGAAGUUCAGAAAGAGAAGGAAGGAGAGAAGAAGGAGGGGGAGAAGAAGGAAGGGGGGAAGAAGGAGGGGGGUGAGGAGGAGAAGGCAUCACCGGCAGCAGCAGGGGGAGGGAAGAGUAAGGAGCUGAUGGGGGAUGAGCCCAUGGCCCCACUGGGCACCAUGAAGUGGAAGCGGGGCGAGCUGCUGGGCGAGGGGGCUUAUGGCAAGGUCUUCUUGGGUCUGAACGAGAUGACGGGGGAGCUGAUGGCGGUGAAGCAGAUCAAGAUGACCACCCAGGGCGACGAGAAGGCGAUGCACAUAGCGGCCCUGGAGCAGGAGAUUGUGCUGUACCGCCAGAUGCGGCACCGACACAUCGUGGCAUAUAUCGACAUGGAGAAGGAUGAGAGUGACGGCUCUCUCUACAUCUUCCUGGAAUUCAUCUCUGGAGGGUCGAUUCAUAGCAUGUUGGACAAGUUUGGCAAGUUCAGCGAGUCCCUGGUGCGAGUGUACACGCGGCAGCUGCUGCUGGGGUUGGAGUAUCUGCACGGGUGCAAGAUCAUCCAUCGCGACAUCAAGGGCGGGAAUGUCUUGGUCGACCGGGAUGGGGUCAUUAAACUUGCUGACUUCGGUGCUUCCAAGGCGUUUCACGAGGGCACGGUGGGCGAGGGGUGCAAGUCGAUCCGUGGGUCGGUGUUCUGGAUGGCGCCAGAGGUCAUCAAGGGGGAGGGGUACGGCCGCCGCGCUGACAUCUGGAGCCUUGGCUGCACCGUUAUUGAGAUGCUCACUGGCAGCCUGGGUGCAGAGGUCAUUGAAGGGGAGGGGUACGGCCGCCGCGCUGACAUCUGGAGUCUCGCUGCACCGUUAUUGAGAUGCUCACUGGCAGCCACCCAUGGCCCAACAUGGACAACACGUGGUCAGCCAUCGUCCACAUCGCCAAGACCACCACCUGUUGUUGGGGGAGUGGUUGGCGAUUGGGUGGCUGUCUGUUCUCGCCCCAUGCUCUUGCGCUAUCACCCAACCUCUCCCCCCUUCCCGUCUGCCCCCAUUCCCACUUGCCACCCCGCCCAUUGCUCCUCCAGCCACCCAUGGCCCAACAUGGACAACACGUGGUCGGCCAUAUUCCACAUCGCCAGGACCACCACGAGGCCUUGCUCGUCGUUCCCCCUUCCCCUCGUCACUGCCCACCCCGCCCCCCAUUGCUCCCCCUCCCCCCCCCCCUCUCCUCUUCCACUCACCAGCCACCCAUGGCCCAACAUGGACAACACGUGGUCGGCCAUAUUCCACAUCGCCAAGACCACCACGGGCCCGCCCAUCCCAGAGGAGUGCAGCGACGAGGGGAGAGACUUCCUCGUCGCCUGCUUCAAGCUCGACCCCGCAGAGCGCCCCUCUGCCACUGAGGUGAGUGGGUGUGUGUGCGCGUGUUGCAUCAGUGGGAGGGCAGGGACUUCCUUCCUCGUUGCCUGCUUCAAGCUCGACCCUGCAGAGCGCCCCUCCGCCACUGAGGUGAGCUAUAUUGGGCCGGGCUUCCUCACUGAGUGGACUUUUGAGUCGACUCACAAGUCACCUCGAGCGGGGCGGCCAGAGCCGGGCUUCCUCACUGAGUGGACUUUUGAGUCGACUCACAAGUCACCUCGAGCGGGGCGGCAAGGGCCGGGCUUCCUCACUGAGUGGACUUUUGAGUCGACUCACAAGUCACCUCGAGCGGGGCGGCAAGGGCCGGGCUUCCUCACUGAGUGGACUUUUGAGUCGACUCACAAGUCACCUCGAGCGGGGCGGCAAGGGCCGGGCUUCCUCACUGAGUGGACUUUUGAGUCGACUCACAAGUCACCUCGAGCGGGGCGGCCAGGGCCGGGCUUCCUCACUGGGUGGACUUUUGAGUCGACUCACAAGUCACCUCGAGCGGGGUGGCCAGGGCCGGGCUUCCUCACUGAGUGGACUUUUGAGUCGACUCACAAGUCACCUCAAGCGGGGCGGCAAGGGCCGGGCUUCCUCACUGAGUGGACUUUUGAGUCGACUCACAAGUCACCUCGAGCGGGGCGGCCAGGGCCGGACUUCCUCACUGAGUGGACUUUUGAGUCGACUCACAAGUCACCUCGAGCGGGGCGGCAAGGGCCGGGCUUCCUCACUGAGUGGACUUUUGAGUCGACUCACAAGUCACCUCGAGCGGGGCGGCCAGGGCCGGGCUUCCUCACUGAGUGGACUUUUGAGUCGACUCACAAGUCACCUCGAGCGGGGCGGCAAGGGCCGGGCUUCCUCACUGAGUGGACUUUUGAGUCGACUCACAAGUCACCUCGAGCGGGGCGGCAAGGGCCGGGCUUCCUCACUGAGUGGACUUUUGAGUCGACUCACAAGUCACCUCGAGCGGGGCGGCAAGGGCCGGGCUUCCUCACUGGGUGGACUUUUGAGUCGACUCACAAGUCACCUCGAGCGGGGUGGCCAGGGCCGGGCUUCCUCACUGAGUGGACUUUUGAGUCGACUCACAAGUCACCUCAAGCGGGGCGGCAAGGGCCGGGCUUCCUCACUGAGUGGACUUUUGAGUCGACUCACAAGUCACCUCGAGCGGGGCGGCCAGGGCCGGACUUCCUCACUGAGUGGACUUUUGAGUCGACUCACAAGUCACCUCGAGCGGGGCGGCAAGGGCCGGGCUUCCUCACUGAGUGGACUUUUGAGUCGACUCACAAGUCACCUCGAGCGGGGCGGCCAGGGCCGGGCUUCCUCACUGAGUGGACUUUUGAGUCGACUCACAAGUCACCUCGAGCGGGGCGGCAAGGGCCGGGCUUCCUCACUGAGUGGACUUUUGAGUCGACUCACAAGUCACCUCGAGCGGGGCGGCCAGAGCCGGGCUUCCUCACUGAGUGGACUUUUGAGUCGACUCACAAGUCACCUCGAGCGGGGCGGCAAGGGCCGGGCUUCCUCACUGAGUGGACUUUUGAGUCGACUCACAAGUCACCUCGAGCGGGGCGGCAAGGGCCGGGCUUCCUCACUGAGUGGACUUUUGAGUCGACUCACAAGUCACCUCGAGCGGGGCGGCAAGGGCCGGGCUUCUCUGAGUGGACUUUUGAGUCGACUCACAAGUCACCUCGAGCGGGGCGGCCAGGGCCGGGCUUCCUCACUGGGUGGACUUUUGAGUCGACUCACAAGUCACCUCGAGCGGGGUGGCCAGGGCCGGGCUUCCUCACUGAGUGGACUUUUGAGUCGACUCACAAGUCACCUCAAGCGGGGCGGCAAGGGCCGGGCUUCCUCACUGAGUGGACUUUUGAGUCGACUCACAAGUCACCUCGAGCGGGGCGGCCAGGGCCGGACUUCCUCACUGAGUGGACUUUUGAGUCGACUCACAAGUCACCUCGAGCGGGGCGGCAAGGGCCGGGCUUCCUCACUGAGUGGACUUUUGAGUCGACUCACAAGUCACCUCGAGCGGGGCGGCCAGGGCCGGGCUUCCUCACUGAGUGGACUUUUGAGUCGACUCACAAGUCACCUCGAGCGGGGCGGCAAGGGCCGGGCUUCCUCACUGAGUGGACUUUUGAGUCGACUCACAAGUCACCUCGAGCGGGGCGGCAAGGGCCGGGCUUCCUCACUGAGUGGACUUUUGAGUCGACUCACAAGUCACCUCGAGCGGGGCGGCCAGGGCCGGGCUUCCUCACUGGACUUUUGAGUCGACUCACAAGGCCGGACUUCCUCACUGAGUGGACUUUUGAGUCGACUCACAAGUCACCUCGAGCGGGGCGGCAAGGGCCGGGCUUCCUCACUGAGUGGACUUUUGAGUCGACUCACAAGUCACCUCGAGCGGGGCGGCCAGGGCCGGGCUUCCUCACUGAGUGGACUUUUGAGUCGACUCACAAGUCACCUCGAGCGGGGCGGCAAGGGCCGGGCUUCCUCACUGAGUGGACUUUUGAGUCGACUCACAAGUCACCUCGAGCGGGGCGGCCAGAGCCGGGCUUCCUCACUGAGUGGACUUUUGAGUCGACUCACAAGUCACCUCGAGCGGGGCGGCAAGGGCCGGGCUUCCUCACUGAGUGGACUUUUGAGUCGACUCACAAGUCACCUCGAGCGGGGCGGCAAGGGCCGGGCUUCCUCACUGAGUGGACUUUUGAGUCGACUCACAAGUCACCUCGAGCGGGGCGGCAAGGGCCGGGCUUCCUCACUGAGUGGACUUUUGAGUCGACUCACAAGUCACCUCGAGCGGGGCGGCCAGGGCCGGGCUUCCUCACUGGGUGGACUUUUGAGUCGACUCACAAGUCACCUCGAGCGGGGUGGCCAGGGCCGGGCUUCCUCACUGAGUGGACUUUUGAGUCGACUCACAAGUCACCUCAAGCGGGGCGGCAAGGGCCGGGCUUCCUCACUGAGUGGACUUUUGAGUCGACUCACAAGUCACCUCGAGCGGGGCGGCCAGGGCCGGACUUCCUCACUGAGUGGACUUUUGAGUCGACUCACAAGUCACCUCGAGCGGGGCGGCAAGGGCCGGGCUUCCUCACUGAGUGGACUUUUGAGUCGACUCACAAGUCACCUCGAGCGGGGCGGCCAGGGCCGGGCUUCCUCACUGAGUGGACUUUUGAGUCGACUCACAAGUCACCUCGAGCGGGGCGGCAAGGGCCGGGCUUCCUCACUGAGUGGACUUUUGAGUCGACUCACAAGUCACCUCGAGCGGGGCGGCAAGGGCCGGGCUUCCUCACUGAGUGGACUUUUGAGUCGACUCACAAGUCACCUCGAGCGGGGCGGCAAGGGCCGGGCUUCCUCACUGGGUGGACUUUUGAGUCGACUCACAAGUCACCUCGAGCGGGGUGGCCAGGGCCGGGCUUCCUCACUGAGUGGACUUUUGAGUCGACUCACAAGUCACCUCAAGCGGGGCGGCAAGGGCCGGGCUUCCUCACUGAGUGGACUUUUGAGUCGACUCACAAGUCACCUCGAGCGGGGCGGCCAGGGCCGGACUUCCUCACUGAGUGGACUUUUGAGUCGACUCACAAGUCACCUCGAGCGGGGCGGCAAGGGCCGGGCUUCCUCACUGAGUGGACUUUUGAGUCGACUCACAAGUCACCUCGAGCGGGGCGGCCAGGGCCGGGCUUCCUCACUGAGUGGACUUUUGAGUCGACUCACAAGUCACCUCGAGCGGGGCGGCAAGGGCCGGGCUUCCUCACUGAGUGGACUUUUGAGUCGACUCACAAGUCACCUCGAGCGGGGCGGCCAGGGCCGGACUUCCUCACUGAGUGGACUUUUGAGUCGACUCACAAGUCACCUCGAGCGGGGCGGCAAGGGCCGGGCUUCCUCACUGAGUGGACUUUUGAGUCGACUCACAAGUCACCUCGAGCGGGGCGGCCAGGGCCGGGCUUCCUCACUGAGUGGACUUUUGAGUCGACUCACAAGUCACCUCGAGCGGGGCGGCAAGGGCCGGGCUUCCUCACUGAGUGGACUUUUGAGUCGACUCACAAGUCACCUCGAGCGGGGCGGCAAGGGCCGGGCUUCCUCACUGAGUGGACUUUUGAGUCGACUCACAAGUCACCUCGAGCGGGGCGGCAAGGGCCGGGCUUCCUCACUGGGUGGACUUUUGAGUCGACUCACAAGUCACCUCGAGCGGGGUGGCCAGGGCCGGGCUUCCUCACUGAGUGGACUUUUGAGUCGACUCACAAGUCACCUCGAGCGGGGCGGCAAGGGCCGGGCUUCCUCACUGAGUGGACUUUUGAGUCGACUCACAAGUCACCUCGAGCGGGGCGGCCAGGGCCGGACUUCCUCACUGAGUGGACUUUUGAGUCGACUCACAAGUCACCUCGAGCGGGGCGGCAAGGGCCGGGCUUCCUCACUGAGUGGACUUUUGAGUCGACUCACAAGUCACCUCGAGCGGGGCGGCCAGGGCCGGGCUUCCUCACUGAGUGGACUUUUGAGUCGACUCACAAGUCACCUCGAGCGGGGCGGCAAGGGCCGGGCUUCCUCACUGAGUGGACUUUUGAGUCGACUCACAAGUCACCUCGAGCGGGGCGGCAAGGGCCGGGCUUCCUCACUGGGUGGACUUUUGAGUCGACUCACAAGUCACCUCGAGCGGGGUGGCCAGGGCCGGGCUUCCUCACUGAGUGGACUUUUGAGUCGACUCACAAGUCACCUCAAGCGGGGCGGCAAGGGCCGGGCUUCCUCACUGAGUGGACUUUUGAGUCGACUCACAAGUCACCUCGAGCGGGGCGGCCAGGGCCGGACUUCCUCACUGAGUGGACUUUUGAGUCGACUCACAAGUCACCUCGAGCGGGGCGGCAAGGGCCGGGCUUCCUCACUGAGUGGACUUUUGAGUCGACUCACAAGUCACCUCGAGCGGGGCGGCCAGGGCCGGGCUUCCUCACUGAGUGGACUUUUGAGUCGACUCACAAGUCACCUCGAGCGGGGCGGCAAGGGCCGGGCUUCCUCACUGAGUGGACUUUUGAGUCGACUCACAAGUCACCUCGAGCGGGGCGGCAAGGGCCGGGCUUCCUCACUGGGUGGACUUUUGAGUCGACUCACAAGUCACCUCGAGCGGGGUGGCCAGGGCCGGACUUCCUCACUGAGUGGACUUUUGAGUCGACUCACAAGUCACCUCAAGCGGGGCGGCAAGGGCCGGGCUUCCUCACUGAGUGGACUUUUGAGUCGACUCACAAGUCACCUCGAGCGGGGCGGCCAGGGCCGGGCUUCCUCACUGAGUGGACUUUUGAGUCGACUCACAAGUCACCUCGAGCGGGGCGGCCAGGGCCGGGCUUCCUCACUGAGUGGACUUUUGAGUCGACUCACAAGUCACCUCGAGCGGGGCGGCAAGGGCCGGGCUUCCUCACUGAGUGGACUUUUGAGUCGACUCACAAGUCACCUCGAGCGGGGCGGCAAGGGCCGGGCUUCCUCACUGGGUGGACUUUUGAGUCGACUCACAAGUCACCUCGAGCGGGGUGGCCAGGGCCGGGCUUCCUCACUGAGUGGACUUUUGAGUCGACUCACAAGUCACCUCAAGCGGGGCGGCAAGGGCCGGGCUUCCUCACUGAGUGGACUUUUGAGUCGACUCACAAGUCACCUCGAGCGGGGCGGCCAGGGCCGGACUUCCUCACUGAGUGGACUUUUGAGUCGACUCACAAGUCACCUCGAGCGGGGCGGCAAGGGCCGGGCUUCCUCACUGAGUGGACUUUUGAGUCGACUCACAAGUCACCUCGAGCGGGGCGGCCAGGGCCGGGCUUCCUCACUGAGUGGACUUUUGAGUCGACUCACAAGUCACCUCGAGCGGGGCGGCAAGGGCCGGGCUUCCUCACUGAGUGGACUUUUGAGUCGACUCACAAGUCACCUCGAGCGGGGCGGCCAGGGCCGGACUUCCUCACUGAGUGGACUUUUGAGUCGACUCACAAGUCACCUCGAGCGGGGCGGCAAGGGCCGGGCUUCCUCACUGAGUGGACUUUUGAGUCGACUCACAAGUCACCUCGAGCGGGGCGGCCAGGGCCGGGCUUCCUCACUGAGUGGACUUUUGAGUCGACUCACAAGUCACCUCGAGCGGGGCAGCAAGGGCCGGGCUUCCUCACUGAGUGGACUUUUGAGUCGACUCACAAGUCACCUCGAGCGGGGCGGCAAGGGCCGGGCUUCCUCACUGGGUGGACUUUUGAGUCGACUCACAAGUCACCUCGAGCGGGGUGGCCAGGGCCGGGCUUCCUCACUGAGUGGACUUUUGAGUCGACUCACAAGUCACCUCAAGCGGGGCGGCAAGGGCCGGGCUUCCUCACUGAGUGGACUUUUGAGUCGACUCACAAGUCACCUCGAGCGGGGCGGCCAGGGCCGGACUUCCUCACUGAGUGGACUUUUGAGUCGACUCACAAGUCACCUCGAGCGGGGCGGCAAGGGCCGGGCUUCCUCACUGAGUGGACUUUUGAGUCGACUCACAAGUCACCUCGAGCGGGGCGGCCAGGGCCGGGCUUCCUCACUGAGUGGACUUUUGAGUCGACUCACAAGUCACCUCGAGCGGGGCGGCCAGGGCCGGGCUUCCUCACUGAGUGGACUUUUGAGUCGACUCACAAGUCACCUCGAGCGGGGCGGCAAGGGCCGGGCUUCCUCACUGAGUGGACUUUUGAGUCGACUCACAAGUCACCUCGAGCGGGGCGGCAAGGGCCGGGCUUCCUCACUGGGUGGACUUUUGAGUCGACUCACAAGUCACCUCGAGCGGGGUGGCCAGGGCCGGGCUUCCUCACUGAGUGGACUUUUGAGUCGACUCACAAGUCACCUCAAGCGGGGCGGCAAGGGCCGGGCUUCCUCACUGAGUGGACUUUUGAGUCGACUCACAAGUCACCUCGAGCGGGGCGGCCAGGGCCGGACUUCCUCACUGAGUGGACUUUUGAGUCGACUCACAAGUCACCUCGAGCGGGGCGGCAAGGGCCGGGCUUCCUCACUGAGUGGACUUUUGAGUCGACUCACAAGUCACCUCGAGCGGGGCGGCCAGGGCCGGGCUUCCUCACUGAGUGGACUUUUGAGUCGACUCACAAGUCACCUCGAGCGGGGCGGCAAGGGCCGGGCUUCCUCACUGAGUGGACUUUUGAGUCGACUCACAAGUCACCUCGAGCGGGGCGGCCAGGGCCGGACUUCCUCACUGAGUGGACUUUUGAGUCGACUCACAAGUCACCUCGAGCGGGGCGGCAAGGGCCGGGCUUCCUCACUGAGUGGACUUUUGAGUCGACUCACAAGUCACCUCGAGCGGGGCGGCCAGGGCCGGGCUUCCUCACUGAGUGGACUUUUGAGUCGACUCACAAGUCACCUCGAGCGGGGCAGCAAGGGCCGGGCUUCCUCACUGAGUGGACUUUUGAGUCGACUCACAAGUCACCUCGAGCGGGGCGGCAAGGGCCGGGCUUCCUCACUGGGUGGACUUUUGAGUCGACUCACAAGUCACCUCGAGCGGGGUGGCCAGGGCCGGGCUUCCUCACUGAGUGGACUUUUGAGUCGACUCACAAGUCACCUCAAGCGGGGCGGCAAGGGCCGGGCUUCCUCACUGAGUGGACUUUUGAGUCGACUCACAAGUCACCUCGAGCGGGGCGGCCAGGGCCGGACUUCCUCACUGAGUGGACUUUUGAGUCGACUCACAAGUCACCUCGAGCGGGGCGGCAAGGGCCGGGCUUCCUCACUGAGUGGACUUUUGAGUCGACUCACAAGUCACCUCGAGCGGGGCGGCCAGGGCCGGGCUUCCUCACUGAGUGGACUUUUGAGUCGACUCACAAGUCACCUCGAGCGGGGCGGCCAGGGCCGGGCUUCCUCACUGAGUGGACUUUUGAGUCGACUCACAAGUCACCUCGAGCGGGGCGGCCAGGGCCGGGCUUCCUCACUGAGUGGACUUUUGAGUCGACUCACAAGUCACCUCGAGCGGGGCGGCAAGGGCCGGGCUUCCUCACUGAGUGGACUUUUGAGUCGACUCACAAGUCACCUCGAGCGGGGCGGCCAGGGCCGGGCUUCCCCACCGCCUGCUUCAAGCUCGACCCGGGCUCGGAAGCCCACGGGGGGUUCUGA